Messenger RNA from Microtus ochrogaster (prairie vole), 1250 nucleotides. RefSeq names its product lin-7 cell polarity scaffold A (gene Lin7a). The record is from RefSeq and is a predicted model, not a curated record. Gene Ontology annotation, molecular function: protein binding. NCBI's taxonomy places the organism in Eukaryota, Metazoa, Chordata, Mammalia, Rodentia, Cricetidae.
UCAGCGCCUGGCCAUGCAGGCGCUCGCGGAUACCUGCCCUGCUUGGCGCCGCGUCUGAAGAUUCGCCUCGGCACAACAGUUGAGUCUCCAUCUGGCUACCAACCCACCAGAGCUUUCUUCUCCUCCAUCACCACCUUCCUGCCUCCCCCUCCUCCCCCUCCUUUCCGUCUUCCCUCUCCACCCCCGCCCCCAAUCUCCUCCUCUUUUUCUCACUACAAGCGGUUGCUGAUGCUGAAGCCGAGCGUCACUUCGGCUCCCAAGGCAGACAUGGCGACAUUGACAGUGGUCCAGCCGCUUACUCUGGACAGAGAUGUUGCAAGAGCAAUUGAACUACUGGAAAAGCUUCAAGAAUCUGGAGAAGUACCUGUGCACAAGCUACAGUCUCUCAAAAAGGUGCUUCAGAGUGAGUUUUGUACAGCAAUCCGAGAGGUGUAUCAAUACAUGCAUGAAACGAUCACUGUUAACGGCUGCCCCGAAUUCCGUGCGAGGGCCACAGCAAAGGCAACAGUUGCAGCCUUUGCAGCCAGCGAAGGUCACUCCCACCCUCGGGUAGUCGAACUGCCAAAGACUGAUGAAGGCCUGGGUUUCAACGUGAUGGGAGGAAAGGAACAGAAUUCCCCAAUUUAUAUCUCCCGAAUCAUCCCCGGAGGGGUAGCUGAAAGACACGGAGGGCUGAAGAGAGGCGACCAGCUGCUUUCUGUGAACGGAGUGAGUGUGGAAGGGGAGCAUCACGAGAAAGCUGUGGAGCUACUCAAGGCUGCGAAGGACAGUGUGAAGCUGGUGGUCAGAUAUACCCCAAAAGUCCUGGAGGAGAUGGAGGCUCGUUUUGAAAAGCUGCGGACAGCCCGGCGCCGGCAGCAGCAACAAUUGCUCAUUCAGCAGCAGCAACAGCAGCAGCAGCAGCAACCACAACAAAACCACAUGUCAUAGGCCAUGAAGAAAAGCUACCAGCUCAACCAUCAGACAGUCAAGAAUUUGAAACCGUGCUCCAGAAUCCCAGCACAUAGAAAAAGGGAAAGGCAACACCAAUAACUGCACCCGUCACAAAGCUGUGAACACGUGCUGUCUCCAUCCUUUACCACGGCAGUUCAACAUCUUCCUCCUCUGGGUACCAGGCCCCUGCUCAUUGCUUUUUACUCACUCAGACCUUCCGUUCACGGCAGUGGAAACUCCCAGUGUGUUGAGGGAGGGACUUCUCCAGUCUGCAGACUGAAGCAGUGUAAGAAUAAAGUCUGUGACUUUUGAACAAA